Molecule: messenger RNA, 1818 nt
Organism: Dacryopinax primogenitus
Lineage: Eukaryota; Fungi; Basidiomycota; Dacrymycetes; Dacrymycetales; Dacrymycetaceae
Exons: 8
Coding region: 1-1818 (605 amino acids)
Cellular component (GO): mitochondrion; cytoplasm
Molecular function (GO): ATP hydrolysis activity; ATP binding
Source: RefSeq, a predicted model, not a curated record
AUGUCAGACGCGACCGGAAUGCAGAAGCCACAACUUUACAUUCAGUCAACAGACUUGCUUGACGUCUACAGGAGUCUUGUAGCUCAAGGCGUAAUUCAAUCACAUGACGAGCAGAUUCGUGUCAUCAUGGAGCUGCGACAGCUUAGGAAAGAUCUAGAGGAUUACGUGCCAUCUUUGUCGCUUCUUCCCCGUGACGAAAUGGUACCACCGGAAAGCAAAAACAAUGAGGAACCGUGGUGGACCGUAAAACCCGGGGAGCCUACCAACGUUUCUACCGAUACCCGCUCGAUAUCCCGAAUCCAGACGCAUGCAGAAGCCCUGGCCAACCUAGAUACACCUAGAGGAAUACUCCUCAUCGGGCCCGCUGGCACGGGCAAAUCGUUCCUCAUGCAGCUAUUCUACGACAGUCUUCCCACCGCGUACAAGUCACGAAAACACUAUUCCCACUUGGUCCUAGAGAUAUACCGUGGAGUUUGGGGGGAAUCGAAACGCCGUUCCUCCGGUGCGCCAGAUCUUCGUCAACCUGUGGAACCGCGUCGAUGGGACACAGCACUGCGUGAUUCCUGGAGGCGACUUAUUGGCACCGAUUCCAGUACGACAGGCUGGGGAAUCCAUGAGAUCGCUCGUCGAUUGGUGACGAACCACUGGCUGCUUUUCUUUGACGAGAUCCAAUUGCGGGACGUCUCGAGUGCUGGUUUAUUAUGCGAUGUCCUCAGUUGGUAUUGGCGCAUGGGCGGAGUGGUAAUCGGCACAUCCAACAAGCUUCCAUCGGACUUGUACUCGAACGGCGUCCAGCGUGAACGACUGGAACCUUUCGUGCAUGCACUGCAAGCACGCUGCCCGGUUCCUGUGAUGCGGGAAGAGCGCGACUGGCGUCGAGUACGAGCCCCCUCUGCUGGUGGCAGCACCUGGUUCGUCCACGACGAACCUGGAGCAGAAGCUGUAUUCAUGGAGGCGGUGCGAGACGCAGCAGGGGGUGCAGAGGGGCAGUCAGAGACACUCACGGUGUUUGGGAGACCCCUGAAUCAAGAACUCGGUCCUGCUGACUAUAUCAGCAUCGCAAGCGCCUAUCAUACACUUGCGAUUCAGGACAUCCCCGUAUUUCCGAUUGGGAAGAAGAACGAGGCUCGCAGGUUCAUUAGUCUUCUCGAUGCGUGCUGGGAAUGUCGGUGUCGAGUGAUUGGACUGGCAGCUGCGAAGCCAGAUGAUCUGUUCUUCCCUGACGCUUUCUCUGCCUCUGCCUCUGGCUCCGAUUCACCUGAAGAGAUCCACACGAACGACGAGCUCCUCAUAGCCGAAUCCUUCACUGAAGGCCUGCAGCAGUCAGCCGAAGGCUUCCGUCCAAACAUCGCAUCCUACGACCUUGACCAGGGGCAAUUUCCGGUUCGAGAUAUCCCGCCUUCCGCAGGGGUGAUGCUCAAGCCGCUGAGCAUUUUCACGGGCGAAGAGGAACCGUUUGCAUAUGCGAGGGCGGUGUCGCGAAUACACGAACUAGCCAGUGCGGCUCAGCAGAAAGAGAUGUGGACUCCUACGGACAGGGAAGCCCGUCGCUGGGAGACAGCGACCCCUGGUACUACUUCGUCCAGUGAUUCUGUUCUACGUACACCUCGUAGACCAAGAGAAGACCCAGACGCGGACUUUGGAUACGAAGCUGCGAAUGAGCGGCCGACGCGCCGGGGUGUGAAGGUGGAGCCACCUAGGAUUAAGGAACAAUAUGUAUGGGGAGCGAGGGAAGAUUGGGGAAGGAAAGCAGGAGAAUGGGGAAGGGGAGCAGGUGCUUACAGGAUAGCCGGUGAGGACUACGCUGAACAGAAAUAG